Molecule: messenger RNA, 939 nt
Organism: Alexandromys fortis (reed vole)
Lineage: Eukaryota; Metazoa; Chordata; Mammalia; Rodentia; Cricetidae
Product: vomeronasal type-1 receptor 4-like
Exons: 1
Coding region: 1-939 (312 amino acids)
Biological process (GO): G protein-coupled receptor signaling pathway
Cellular component (GO): membrane
Molecular function (GO): pheromone receptor activity
Source: RefSeq, a predicted model, not a curated record
AUGGCCUCCAGAGACCUGACUGUGGGCUUCGUCUUCUUGUCCCAGACAGCACUGGGAAUGCUGGGGAACUCAGUCUUACUUUCUUGUUUUAUCAUUGCUGAUUUCUCUGGAAUCAGGGUGAAACCCACAGACAUGAUUGUCAAACACUUGACCAUAGCCAACUUCAUUGUUCUCUGCAAAGGAAUCUCCCAGACAACAGCUGCUUUUAGUAAGACUUACUUUCUAGAUUAUGUUUCAUGUAAACUCACCUUAUAUUUUCAUAGAGUUGCCAGAGGAGUAUCCCUUGGCUCCACAUCCCUGCUGAGUGUCUUUCAGGCCAUCACCAUUAGCCCCAGUAAUUCCAAAUGGGCACAGUUCAAGGUCAGAGCCCCCAGGAUCAUUGGUCCUUCCCUGGGUCUGUGCUGGGCCCUCCAGAUGUUGAUAUAUGCCUUCAUUCCCUUGUACACAACUGACAUAAGGGCUGGAAGAAAUGUUACUGGAAUAAAAUAUUUUGGAUACUGUGCUGUCGUGAACCCUGGAAGAUUAAUUAACGCACUUAAUGCAAUUCUAUUGACAUCCAAUGAUGUCAUGUUUUUGGGAUUGAUGAUGUGGGCCAGUGGCUAUAUGAUGUUUAUCCUGCGCAAACACAAGCAGAGGGUCCAACACAUCCAUAGAUCCCUGUCUUCUAAGUCAUCAUCUGUGAGCAGGGCCACCCAAAGCAUCCUCACCUUAGUGAGCUGUUUUGUUUUUUUCUAUGUACUCUCUAUUGUGAUUACAUCAUACCUGUCUGUGAUCGAUGGGACCAUUCAGUGGCUGUCAAAUACCAAUUUAGCCUUGGCUAUGUGCUUUCCAGCAUUCUGCCCCUUUCUGCUGAUCAAACACUAUGCUUCCUUUUCCUGUCUCUGCUGUACCUGUUCUCGCCAGACAACACACUGUGCUUGUGUAGUCAGAGAGCUCUAA